Molecule: messenger RNA, 1467 nt
Organism: Poecile atricapillus (Black-capped chickadee)
Lineage: Eukaryota; Metazoa; Chordata; Aves; Passeriformes; Paridae
Gene: SAMD14
Product: sterile alpha motif domain containing 14
Exons: 10
Coding region: 169-1362 (397 amino acids)
Biological process (GO): actin filament organization; calcium-mediated signaling; neuron projection development
Cellular component (GO): postsynaptic density; cytoplasm; dendrite
Molecular function (GO): actin filament binding
Source: RefSeq, a predicted model, not a curated record
GCGGGGCGGCCCGGCCCGGCUCGGCAGCGCCCUCCGCUCCCACCGGCCCCGCCACCGGCCCGGCCCCGACCCCGGCCCGGCUCGGUCCGGCGGGAGGCGACCGGGGGCGAUCAGGAUGCCCCAGGAGCGCGGCUCUGUCCCCAGCUCUGUCCCCAGCUCUGUCCCACCAUGUCGGUCUCCAAGCUGCAGGACACGGAUGAGGUUUUUGAUUUUACCGCUGUGGUUCCAGAGACGCCGCGUUUGGACAGCAGCCUGCACAAGGCCCGCGCCCGGCUCCUGGCCCGCGGCCGCCGCCAGCGGCCCUCGCGGUCCCGCCUGCGCGACAGCGCCAGCUCCACCGAGGGCGACGAGGGGCCCGAGGCCGCCGGCACUGAGGGCGAGGGCAGCCCCCCAACGCCCUCGCCCUUCUCCCGCACCGAGGGCUUCUCCUUCGAGCCGGGGGUGGCGCGGCCGGGCCUGGGGGACGCCCCGGCCCCCGCGCCCCCCCUCAGCCGCUACCGGCCCCUCACCAACACCCCGUCCCACGAGGGGCUGUGCGGCCCCUCCGCGCCCCAGUCCUGCCCCAGCUCCGACAGCUCCCCCGGCUUCGCCCGCCGAGACCCCCGGCCCCGGCAGCACAGCGAAGAUGACAGCCGGGACAUGAGCCCCCCCGAGCCCGCCAGCCCCACCGUGGGGCUCGAUAAGAAAACACGGAGGAAAUUCUUGGAUUUGGGGGUCACCCUGCGCCGGGCGUCCUCUGGGAGGAGCCGCAAGGAGAAGAGCAGCAACCGCCAGUCCAUGGGCAGCAGGGAGGCGGCGGAGGGGCCCGGCCGCCCCUCGGGGUCCCCGUUCCUGCCCUUCUCGUGGUUCUCGGACAGCGCCAGGGGCUCCGGCUCCCCGGGCUCCGCGUCCCCCGCGGGGUCCCCCCGGCACGAGCGGCUCAGCCCCGCAAAAUCCUCCCAGGACUCGACGCUGAGCGAGGAUUCGCCGCCGUCCAGCGCCAGCCCCCGCCUGCCCGGGCCCCCCAAGUGCUCGUACCCCUACCACACCCUGUCCCAGUCCUCGGACGAGCUGCUGGAGGAGCCGCCGGGCGCGGCCGCGGGCUGGACGUGCGGCCAGGUGGGGCAGUGGCUGCAGAGCCUCGGCCUGGAGCGCUACGGGCGGGACUUUGCGGAGCACGGCGUGGACGGAGCCCGCCUGCUGCACCUCGACGGGGCCAAGCUCAAGGCGCUGGGCGUGAGCAGCUCCCAGGACCGGGCGGUGCUCAAGCGGCGGCUGAAGGAGCUGAGCGCGGCGGCCGAGCGGGAGCGCAAGGCCCAGGAGAAGGCGGAGAAGCAGCGGGAGAAGCAGAAGAAGAAGGAGCAGGAGCAGCGGCGGAGCUGAACGGGGAGACCCCCGCACCCCCUCCCCAGCCGCAGCCCCCCGGGACACGCCGGGGGGACACCCCGGGACACCGAGGGAACACCCCGGGGGACAGCGGGGCCGCGC